AUGACAGACCCCAUUACCCGCACUGCGACCUUGACCUUCGCCAGCAGCACAGCAACCAUCACCCUCACAAUCGACCCGGACACGACCGAAUCCGACCCCGAACCGACCGCCGCGCCCUCCUCGCAACCACUACCCGAAUUCUCGUUCGUCCCGCCGCCAGCCUUCACCAUAUCCUCGUUGGACUUCACGCCCGUGCCCCGCCCCUCGACAACGGCGACAACGACCAAGCCCUCGCUGGUCGUCAUUCCCAUCCCGAGCAGCACCAGCACCAUCACCACCACCACCACCGCCGGCAGACCUGCCUUUGGGCUGCCGCCGACAGAUAUCACGACCACGACGACAGCGACCACGACGGCGCCCGGUGUAGCCAACGGCGCGGUGGAUAGUAGUACUACUGUUACUGCUACUGCUAUUACCACGAUAAGCAGUAGUAGUAGCGGCGCGGAUGUGGGUGAGGGGAGUGCAGGUCCUGCGGGGUCAGUGACUGUCGUCGUGACGGUGACGGAGAGGGAGACCGUGCGGGAGACCGUGACGGAGACGACGACUGCGACGGCGACGGCUAUUGUAACGGCGGGGAGUGUUGUCAUUGCCUGA
Messenger RNA from Parathielavia appendiculata, 594 nucleotides. RefSeq lists its product as uncharacterized. The transcript has a single exon. The record is from RefSeq and is a predicted model, not a curated record. Bases 1 to 594 code for a protein of 197 amino acids. Lineage: Eukaryota; Fungi; Ascomycota; Sordariomycetes; Sordariales; Chaetomiaceae.